AAUGAAAGGAACAUACGUGGCAUGAAAAUCAGGGGAGGGGACAGGUAGAGUAGAGAUCAGCUGAAUCAUGCAACGGUGAAGAAAGAUGAAGAAUGCUUACCUCCUUGGCCUCUCUUGUCCAAACCCUAAAUUCCCAAUUCGCAAUUAACCCUUUAUUCCAAGCAUUCUUCACCAUUCGCGAAGCAAUCAUUGUCUGCUGAAGUCGCCAUUGUCGCUCCUCCAGGAAGUAUUGUAGAAACCGCCUCUAGUUUGACUGAUUGCGAGCUCUUUACAUUUCCUCCAAGCUUUGGUUGGUCUCCCUUCACCCGCCAGCGGAGCAGUACUUUCAUGGCGGCCAACGGCCUGCUGACAUUAGGCCGAGUGAAGCUCAGUGAUCUAAUCGCCACCGACGGCGUCCCUUCCGAUUCCUACAAGCUAUCAGUCUCGACUCUGUCCCAGUCUCUCGCUCAGUACUCCGCCGCCAUCAUUCAAUUCUCCUCCAGCGACGGAGCUCUCUUGAGGUCGGGGUUGGAUUCCGCGCGCCUCUACUUCCACCAGAGGCCAUCGUUCCCCGACGCGAUUCAGAGUGACGAUUCCCGCGAGUGGUGCAGGACGUCUGGUUACUACGCCGAUCCUCAGCUGUGGCAGGAGACAUACGAUUACAGACCAGGUUUAACUCCUCCAGACGAGCAUUCUUCAAGCAACUCCGUUGAAUUCCUCCCUCCUGGAGCCUUGCCUGACAUUUUUGCUCUGCUGGGGAGAGCUGCACGGGGUAUCUUGGAUGCAAUAAGCUUCUAUUUGAAUCUGCGCAGCUCGCCUUUCGCGGAAAUACUCGACAAUGUGCCCUUGAGGGAUCGAGAGAUAUCUUCUUCUGUGUUGUCGGUUUGCUGUCAUGCAAGGCCGUCGUUUCAGGGAGCUCAUGGCCAAAUGGGUGGCUUGUAUGAGGACGAUGAUCACCAUGUCGACAAGAGCUUGAUAUCGCUGGUUAAGUCGGACAAAGCAGGGCUUCAUAUAAGAGACUUUAAUGGAAGAUGGGUUGUUGUGGAUGGUGAUCUUGGUCCUCAAGAAGCUAUUGUUUUCCCAGGGCUUGCACUCUACCAAGCGACAGCAGGUUAUGUGAACCCUGCGCUUCACAGAACCGAUACUAGUAGUGGCAUGCAGAGUAAUAUGUGUGGAAGAUGUUCUUUGACAUUUAAGCUUAUGCCGAAAUCGAUGACCAAUCUUAGUUCGACGGAGAUGAGAGCAGCUGGACAUGGUGUUGAAUCUCAGUUCCAGCUGCCAGUGCUAGUGGAUGACUUUAUGCAGAGGUCAUACACUACUGAUUAUAUAUUGAACAAGCAUGGAUAUCAGGGCUUCGGGUUGUCUUCCUCUCAAGACGGAUCUGUGAUGAAGCCCACAAUGAAGAGAAAAAAGAGUAAUAAUUCAAGAUGCAAGCCUCUACCGCCUUCAAAGAGGCUGAGGCUCGAGGCACAGAGGGUACUCAAGGAGAGAGUUCAGGACAUUGCUGAUAAGAAGGGGAUCAAGCUCAAGUUUUGUAACUUGAAAGAGUGUGAGAGUCAUGUUCAUGAUGUAGAUAGUCCUUGUGCCAAUAUCAGAAUGGAGAUUGGGUGGCCACCUGGCGUGCCCUUCGUUCACCCUCACGACUUGCCCAACAAGGCAAAGAUGGGGUUUCUCGAAGCAUACGAGCCUGGUUGGACUGCAACUCAAGAUUUAGAUAUGGCUCUUGCAGAAUCUGGACGAGGUGGCAGCCAACACUCAGACAUUAUGUAGCUGAUCUGGCCUUUGAGAUGUUCGUCGCAAAGCUUCCGCAGCAAAUUUUGGUUCAAAGUCAAUCCUGAACACUGCAGCGGCCAUGAAGCUUGAUCUUGGCUGAAAGCCCUCAUGGUCAGUUCGCCUCAUCACACAAGGAGAUACGCCUGCUGCAGUAAUGCAUUGGUCAGUGAGCUUUGAUCAGGCUUAGUUUUUAAGGUUUCUUGGCUCCUCUCUUACUGCAACUUCAUCGAUGGGCGUUCCGGUAAUAAGCAAGACUUAACGAGUGCAAACUGCUGGUCCAGGCGUAACCAAUUCGAUCUUUGGACAUGCUGUAUGAAAAGUGUAAGUGAAGGUACAAAGAUAAAGAAAAGAAAUGAUCAUCUGUAACUGUGGGAAAUGUACUGUGCAAUGAGUUUUAAAGGCCUGAAAGCUUGUUGAUUCAGUGUUGUUUACAAAUGGUUGUAUCUGCAACUACUUCAGAAACCAUCGUGCAAUGUAUUAUACUUUGG
Linum tenue is the source of this 2240-nucleotide messenger RNA. The record is from the annotation of a GenBank genome assembly. NCBI's taxonomy places the organism in Eukaryota, Viridiplantae, Streptophyta, Magnoliopsida, Malpighiales, Linaceae.